Molecule: messenger RNA, 1289 nt
Organism: Astyanax mexicanus (Mexican tetra)
Lineage: Eukaryota; Metazoa; Chordata; Actinopteri; Characiformes; Acestrorhamphidae
Gene: eif2s1b
Product: eukaryotic translation initiation factor 2, subunit 1 alpha b
Exons: 8
Coding region: 153-1100 (315 amino acids)
Cellular component (GO): eukaryotic 48S preinitiation complex; eukaryotic translation initiation factor 2B complex; eukaryotic translation initiation factor 2 complex
Molecular function (GO): RNA binding; translation initiation factor activity; ribosome binding
Source: RefSeq, a predicted model, not a curated record
CUUCGCGCGGCGCCAUGAUGUAACUCUCUCUCUGUGCUGUGGAUCCAUGGCGAACUCCUGAUUUACGGAGCCUUUUCUCAUCAAAAUUUACAAUUACCGCCCAGAAACAGACUCUAGACUAACCGCGCUCCCGGGGACGACUCGCUUCAGAAAUGCCAGGACUCAGCUGUAGGUUCUACCAGCACCGGUUUCCGGAGGUGGAGGAUGUAGUGAUGGUAAAUGUGCGCUCCAUUGCGGAGAUGGGUGCCUACGUCAGCUUGCUGGAGUAUAACAAUAUAGAGGGCAUGAUCCUGCUGAGUGAGCUCUCGCGCAGACGUAUUCGCUCCAUCAACAAACUGAUCCGCAUCGGCCGCAAUGAAUGUGUUGUGGUGAUCCGAGUGGACAAAGAGAAAGGAUAUAUUGACUUAUCAAAGAGAAGAGUGUCUCCAGAGGAGGCAGUCAAGUGUGAAGAUAAGUUUACCAAAUCCAAGACUGUUUACAGUAUUCUGAGGCAUGUGGCUGAGGUGCUGGAGUACACCAAGGAUGAGCAGCUGGAAAGCCUCUUCCAGCGCACUGCCUGGGUCUUCGAUGAGAAGUACAAGAGGCCAGGAUACGGUGCCUAUGAUAUCUUCAAACAAGCUGUAUCUGAUCCCUCUAUAUUGGACGGAUUGGAUCUGACAGAAGAAGAGAGGAAUGUGCUCAUUGACAACAUCAACCGGCGGCUCACGCCACAGGCCGUCAAAAUCAGAGCAGAUAUUGAAGUGGCAUGUUACGGGUAUGAGGGAAUUGAUGCCGUCAAAGAAGCCUUGAGGGCAGGACUGAACUGCUCCACAGAAUCCAUGCCAAUCAAGAUAAACCUGAUAGCUCCACCACGGUAUGUGAUGACCACAACCACACUGGAGCGGACUGAAGGUCUAUCACUGCUCAACCAGGCCAUGGCCGUCAUCAAGGAGAAAAUCGAGGAGAAGCGAGGUGUCUUCAACAUCCAGAUGGAGCCUAAAGUGGUGACGGACACAGAUGAGACAGAGCUGCAGAGACAGCUGGAGCGUUUGGAGAGAGAGAACGCUGAGGUGGAUGGAGAUGAUGAUGCUGAGGAAAUGGAGGCAAAGGCUGAAGAUUAGAGCAGAAGAAAAAGGAUUUGAGAGAAAUCUUGUGAAGUAAAGAUCAGCUCCAGCUCUACGAGCAGCAGUUAAACCCUCUUGGAGGUGAUACAGAGCUAUUCAGAUUGUGAAGUGUUUUUGUAUCCUAACAAAAGUGGUACCUGUUAAAGGAUAAAUACUACUAAUUAAAAUUUAUAUGCAAACUGAUAA